Messenger RNA from Protopterus annectens (West African lungfish), 6102 nucleotides. Its product is annotated as uroplakin-3b-like. Lineage: Eukaryota; Metazoa; Chordata; Ceratodontiformes; Protopteridae. The record is from RefSeq and is a predicted model, not a curated record. Bases 170 to 961 code for a protein of 263 amino acids. The transcript has 6 exons.
AUCCUUGUAGUGGCACAAGGUUGAAGAAUGCAGUUGGACGAAACUUUGUAGGAGGUUAAAGUUAACCUGAAGGGUGGAUCUCAGAGAGAAAAUUCCAAAAGUCACACUACACUUCUCAUCUGCUUUGGGACAGCUGCACACUUGAUCAGAAGGAGCCCAGUGACCAGAGAUGGACCAGAUACAAAGGCUAUUGUUGGUCACUCUAUUCUUCAGCAGUGUGAAAAGUCAAGUCCCUGUAAUAUAUAUUCCUGAAAUUGUGCAGAAUGAUAUACUAGGAAAAAUUACUGCUUCUACCUUCACACUGAAACAACCUGUGUGUGCCUUCAAAGAGAUAACAAAUUGCGGUGACUGUACUCUUUGGGUAGCAGUUGCUACAGAGAAGGGUGCAGUAGAUGCUAUAAAUACUGCAACAGCAAUUUAUCCAAAUUUUCCAAAUACUUCUCCAGUAUUCCUGACUUUGAGCACACCUAUUAACCAGUUCAGCUGUAGUGACAUUACUCCAGGUACUUUUCGAGGCUUACGCGUUGGUGCAGAUACAGCUUGUCAAAAUUCUGCAUCUGUCCUUGACUGCAAUGGGCCUUUACCAAGUAACCCAGGAACAUACAGAGUAAGAUAUUAUCUACAAGCUACAAAUAAUACCUUUGUAGCGAUGACUUCAUGGUCACAGCCAAUUACCCUUAGAAAAGCUAAGUCUUGGGAAGAUAUUGAUACCUGGCCUGGAAAGCGGACUGGUGGCAUGGUUGUUGUUACAACAAUCCUCAUUGUUCUCCUAGCGCUACUCUUGGUUCUGCUGACUGGAAUGCUGGUGUACUCAUGCACUCCUCAUUUCCAAAAAGGAGAAAAUUAUGCUGUACCUCCUGCCCCCACGGGAUCCUUCAGAAUAACGAAAUACAACACUCACAGCAUGUCUGAAACAAAUACACCUGGAGCAGGGCAAGGACAUCAGGCAACAGUACCCUGAACCAAGAACGCCAACGAAACACUUAACUGUGCCUGUAUUUAUGGAGUCUGCUAACUACAGGAAGAUGAAGUGUUACUCUGCACUGAUGUUCCCCAGCAGAUCUUUUACCCAAGCUGCUGUUUUGUUCAAAAUGGACACACUGAAUAAUAUAAGUGAAAUAUUACUGCUUUGUUAGGAUGUGGGGGGGAAUGAAAAUGUAACUAUUUUAAGCCUACCACCAAUAUAGUGCAGUGUAUGGGUUUAUCUAAACAUACUUAAAUUUCUAAAUUUUGGCACCUAAAUUAUUGAUCUUGGGAGUAGCUACUUCUAAGACACUUGAAAUUGAUCCACCUGGCAGUUCAUUGUGGCAGCUCUUCAGUUUAAGACUUGUUUGUACCCCGGUCCUUUCAUUUUAGAACUGGCCAGCUGCAUACUUUAAUUGUUGGACUUGUUUAUGAACUUUACUCUCUCAGCUCAUAGCUAACUACAUUACCAGUUUGUUAAUAUACCAGAUAAGAACGAUUCUGUAUGAGUAACCAUCAUUUUACUAGACAGUAUACACUAGUCACUUAACCUCUGGUACUCUGUCUGUGAUAGGUUAACUCUUUCAAUUUUUUUAUAGUCAAUGUACACAUGAUUGAAUUCUCUAGUUUUUCUACUUAAGUUUUGCCUCUCAAAUUCAUAUAGCCACUAAUGUGUAACACAUUGUUUUUAUAAAUUUUAUUGACAGAUAACAAAUGUUGAUUCUGCCAUUUUAGAAUGCACAGUCCUUACUUAAUAAAUUCUGAGACGUGGCAUUAGCUAGAGAAAUUGAUGUAUUACUCCUUCACAGCAUUUACUACGUGUUCCAACUAUCAAACUAUUUUUGUCUCCUUUGGCAGUAAUAGUGCAAGGCAUGUUACGUUACUGGUGAGACUGUAUUACAGAAGACUGAGUCAGAAGAUAGACAAAUCACCUUUAAUUUGCAUGGCAGGCAUAACAGAAUCCUAAAUGAAGUUCAUUAGCAUAUACUGCAAGUCAAGACAUGAUGGUUUUAGAAUCCCUUCAGCAGUUUAUAGCGCUUUCAAACAUAUAUAUUUUUUUAUUUUGUCAGAGACAGGCCAAUGUAAUAUACAGAAACUGGAUUUGAACUCAGUGAAAUUUCAGAUGGACUAAUAUUGCCAAAUAAAUUUAGAGGGGUAAGCCUCUAUUAUAGGACCAAAAUAGUCUUAGGAGUGAAAUAAGUUCCCCAUCAGUGCCACUGCAUUAUUAGUCUGAUGCCUUACACUGUAUCAUAAAAUUUUGAGCCAUUUUACAUGAAGUCAGACUGCAGUAGAAUACAUUAGUGACCUAAGAAGCAGUGUUAUAAGAAAAACUUGACAAUCACAAAAAAUAUAUAUAUCAGUCUCUGAUUUGGCGCCAAGACAGUAAUAUGUGGAUGCAUCAGGGUGAAUUCAGACUUAAUUUCUCCCUUUUUACUAACAAUAUCAUGGUAUUAUAGUAGUCUUAAAUGUCAUAACUCAGGUGGAAACAUAGGCCAAACAAUGUCUUGGGUUGAUUAAAGAAUUUGGUACUUCUCAAGAUUCUAAAGAUAAUGAAAAAUGACUUUUAUACAAAUAUUUUGAUAAUCUAUUAUUAUUCAGAUCAGUUUGUAUGUUAUAUUGUAAAGUUUCUAGUAUAUAUAUAUCAUUCAGCAUUUGAGAAUAUUAUGUCAUUAAUUGUGGUGGUUUGCUUGACACCCCAUAUAUUACUAUAUUUUUAUGUUUAAAAUUUCUAGGGGCUUCAACAUAUAAAAGCUGCUCUGUGUCAAUAUGAAGGGGCUGUUGCUGACAAUCACUACCAGUGGAGGAUAAAGUUGGCUUAAAACAGCAUCUGUACAUAAAUGUCAUUUCAUGUGAAAAAGCAGCAAUCAUAAAUAAACAUAUAUGUAGUUUUAAAAUGAAAACUGUCUUUCCAAAGAUGUUGUUAUCUACAAUGAUUAUUUAUUAUCUUUAUUUACAUGAAUCACUUCAUUCUGUACCUGUUCUUCUGUUAUUCCUGCUUAGAUAAAAGAAAAGAGAGUAGCAAUAAAUGAUGAACUAAUCAGAUUAAGCAAAUAUAUACUUGCUACAUUUGUCUAAACAGACUUGCUUAUUUGAAUUUGCCAUGGAGUUGUAUUAAACUCCACAGACUAUAGGACAUAAACCUUCAUCUCUAGUGAUGAGAUAUACAUGGCCAAACAGGCAUGCAUGGUCAAUAGCUGGGAUGUGCAACAUAGCAAAAGUCACUGCAUACAUCAUAUAAACUAUUAAAGAAAAAGAAACAAAAAACAAAUGGAGCAAAAAGUCAGAAAAAGCAGAAAUCAAAUGGAGUAAAUGUCAUUGUAAAACGUGAAUGCAUAACAUUUACAUUUUGAACAAUUACAUUGAAAAGGAUUUCAAGCCACACUUUGGCACAGAAUGGGCAACAGUAAUUGAAACAAAAUCCUACAAAGACAAAUUGAAAACACACUUCAUUGCAGCAGAUAUGGCUCUCACAAGUCAGAAAACAUUGACAUCCGAUAAACUCAAUGACCUCAACACCUUACAGGAUGGGAGGUUAACAUAAUGGUUAAGGUGUUUAUCUAACAAACAGAUGAUACAGGGGCUGAUUCCCACUUGUGAAGGGAAUUGGCUGGGCUUAAAAUGUCCCACAAGAGUAGCUAGCCUAGUAUUUAUGUAUGAACAAAUGUUUAAAUAGCCAAACUGCUUAAAAAGCAAAAAUAAAUAAAUAAAUAAAACAGCAAUUUUAGUCAAAUAAACAGUAAAAAAGUUAUAAAAAAUUGUGCCUCCAGGCUCCAGAGAACGGAUAUGUGACUUUGAGGACAGUGGGCCUAAACUAUUAUUUUUGGGAGGUUGGUGGUUGACACAGACAGAAGGUACAGGGUUUAUAUCUCACCUGUGAGGGGAAAAUUGCAAGACUUAAAAUGGCCCACAAAAGCAGCUAGCCUAGUACUUACCUAUGAACCUCCAUCAAGAGUUAGCAUGUUUUAAAGAGAAAUAUCUAGAGUCAGGGUCUGAAAACAGGAGUAGAGGAAAGGGUAGGAAAUAAUUCCCAAGUAUCAGAAAGUUCUCCCACAUGAAAACUUCUGCAGGUUUUAUGAACUAAUAUGGGGGUCCAAGGCUGAAUUACUGAGGAGUAAUCUUAGAAUCCAUCAGUAAAUCACGACAGAGAUUAUCAUCAAAUUUAUUGGUUGCUGAUGAUUUGAUUUUUCAAAUAAAAUUACAGGAUGGAUAAAAAAAUGUCUGGCAUUAAAAAUAUGCAAAUGAAAGAAAAUGGAUAGUCCUUUAUAAUAAUAUGAAUAACAGAAAACACAAAAUUAACCACUACAUACCUUCUGCGAAUUAUGAAAUGUAUAUAAAAUAAAAAAGAAUGGCAUACCAGAUAUGAGUUUUGCUCAAACACCAUGCAAAAUGGUAUUAAACAGAACAAUUUGACAGUGUUGCGUGAAUGUUGCAUUACAGUAUGAUUACACCAAAAUAGAACUGUGUAUUUUCCAGUGGUUGCAAGAAUGUAUAGGCUGAGAAUACAGCCAGGGUUUCAGAAACUCUACCCCAGCUUGUUCAUCAAUGUACGUAUCCUUCAAAAACAGAGUUUCCCCCACCCCAGACACUGCAUGUUUCUGGAGACCAUACUUUAUUAUACAGAUUCUUAUUCACUUGUGGCAGCUCUGCAAAAAAUAAACCUAACAGUCUUCUGAUGUAAGUUGCAUGUGCUAAAAAGGUCAGAAAAAGUAUGUCACACAUCCACGCAAAAUUAAGUUAUUGCAAUCUAGCCAGGUCCACUGAUCCAGGUGGCUGAAUCUAUGUGUAGGUGCUUUUAGGAGCAUGUAUUGCUUACUGCAGCCCCCCCCCAGUCAAGACCACACAUACACAAACACUAUCCUGAAAAUCCAAAUGCAGGACUGUUCAAGUGUGAUCAAUCAAACUGAUAAAAAUAUUGCAGAUUACCUAAACCUUUAACUGGUAUGCCUGGUUAACAUUCUUUUUUCAUUUAUUAUAUUUCCUGAGUAAUGUCAACCAUUGCACACAAACAACUGAGCUUCAAAAAUACUUGAAAGCAUUAAUAAUCUACUGAAAAAUUAAAAUAAAUCCAUAACAUCAAAAAUAAUUAAGAAUCCACUUAAUAGAUUAAAUUUUCUAGCAACUGCAGUGACCUUAUGUUUCACUCCAUUGCAUUCUACUAACCUAGAGCUGGUUGGGUAACCUUAAUGUUUCAUUAACAUGCAUUAUAGAUAGAAAAAAUGAAAUCCAUAAAAUCUGAAAAAAGCCCACUAACAGAUUAAAUACAUACCUGCUAAGUUAGUGACCUGAUAUUUCAUUCUGUUUUAUUCUGCAAACCAAUGCAUCAUGUUAAGUUAGAAUCCAUCUUCUCCUAACAAAUUAAGUCAUUCAUUCACACACAACUAUAACUUAUUUAAUCUUGUAGUCAUAAUUGCUCUUUUCUCACAGGGUAACAAAUGGUUGUGGUAAAAAAAAAAAAAGUGUUUAUCUGGUCAUCUGAUUUGCUUACACUCUAGAUACAAUCCCCACAUCAACUUCCAGCUCCUCUUCAGUUGCCUAGCAACUCGCUGUGCAUGUACUGCACCACCAUUUCUGAGAUCUGCUUAAAAGAUUUGCCUUUUCACUUCCUCAGGGCUGCUCUACCCUGAGAAUCACAAAAGGAAAAUAAAGAAUUGUUGCCUCAAAAAACUUCCGUAUUAUCUCUACAGGGAAUUGCAUCUAAGCUCAUCAAAGCAGAACAUCAGUCUAGAGAAAAUGUUUUUCUCUACAUUCUAGUUAAGCACGCAGCUCUGAAAUUCAUUCAACCCAUUAUAAAUCAUGCAAUUAGCAAUAGGUAUUGCCAUCUGAUGUCCUUUAAUCUCUGAGCCCAGAAAUAUUAUUCUUCUAAUACGUGUCCAUAAAUGUCCCAAGCUACUAUUACUAGAAUUGGGGAAUAGAAUAUUAUAUUCUAUCUUACGUGUGAAGAUGUGAGGAUGCUAAUGUUUGGCUGCAGGAGCUGGUGAAAUUGUUUAUUCUUCUGUACCCAUGCUAUCACAGAGUUGCUUGUUCCUCUGCUUUCAAUCCACAGAACACUGGUUUCUUUACAUUAUCAUUUAAUAAAGACUGGAAUAUGUUAAAAGGGAAACUGGAGAAAAGCUUACCCAAUGAAAUGCAGAAAAUAAG